AUGAGCCUCGCUCACCUGCCAGACGAAUUGCUGCUCGAGAUUUUUGACCAUGUUGACGACUUGGCCACACUGAGCAGGCUAAGCAGGUGCAACAGCUGGCUGUUCAGCGUCUUGGAGCCGCGCCUCUAUCAAUACAGCCAUGAACAUGCGGACAGCAUCGACAUGAAAUGGGCCAUGGAGCACAACAAGGACUACCCUUUCCGAAGACGACUGGCAUACAACCUGCCCUGGUUCCCAGAUAGACUGUCAUGCCUGUAUGGCGCUGCCGAUCGUGGAAGCGAUCGUGUGCUGGAUUUCGUUCUGGAAUCGAGCAAGAAACUUCCAUGGGAGAUGAACAAAAUCCUAGAGCAUCCGUUGAUAGUUGCCAGUGUCAGAGGCCAUCUUGCGACAGUGCAGGUACUGCUUCACCAUGCGACUGCCGAGUAUCAUCAGCAGCGGCGCAUUGGUACAGAAGCGGCUGGAGCCGAGAGCCUAAGACAUUCUCUCGCCACUUCCUUUCGUGGCGCUCUGGACCAAGAGCACGGCGCCAUUGCGCGUGAGCUUGCCGCAAGUGUCAUUGUGGACAGGGAAGUAUUCGACCUUGUCGAUAGUCGCCAUGUUCCCUCGAAUUCAGAUAGACUCCCUUGUAUAGUCAGUGCGGCAGUCCGCGGUUGGGCCGACACCUUGGAGCUCUUGAUCAGCAAGGGAGUCGACCGGGAAGCUCGCGCCCCAUCUGGAGCCACUGCGCUGUACGUUGCAGCUCUCCAGUCCGAGCUUGACUGUGUAGAGGUGCUUCUUCAAGCCGGUGCCAAUCCGAUCCUCGAUGCUGGGCCUGGGAAUGGAACCCCACUCGGAAUUGUGGCCACAUCCCGAGAGACGCAUACUGAGCUCCUGAGGACGCUACUCACAGCAGCCAAGGCUUUUGACACAAACUUUGCGGUCCGGGGAGGACUGCUUACAAUUCCAGACGGUCAUCUGUUGAAAGAGCACAAGAAGCUGCUAAUGGAAGAUGCACUAGAGUUUGCGGUACUGACCCCAAGCCCAUUACUCAGAGCGUGGGUGCUCGCCAUAGCAAUACGGCACGGUGACUUGCAGGCUGUGGGGGUCCUGCUAAAGAGCAAUGCCAACACUAAACUGCAGAUUGGACGCUGCACCGCAGUUGAGCAUGCAAUAGAAAACGACCAGAUCGCGAUCGUCAACGUUCUUGUCGGCCACUGCCCCGAAGCACUGAUACAAGGCUCAAAUGGGACCACUGCUCUUCAAUUCGCAGCGAUACACAACAAGGCAGCCAUAUGUGAGCUGCUACUGAAGCAAUAUUGUGUUGACGUCAAUUGCCCCUCACUUAAUGAGAGGCAAACGACUGCGCUGCAUGAGGCGGUCCGCAUGAACCACCCACUAAUGGUGCUAUUUCUCUUACAAAGCGGCGCCAAUAUACAUGCCAAAGAACAGGGUGGAUACACGCCGCUGCAUGUAUGCGCCAUGUUUUCCGACGAGCGCAUGGCAGUACUGCUGCUGGAGCACGGGGCCGACGUGCGUGCUGUGACUGACGAGAAGCUCACAGCGCUGCAAGUCGCGCAGAAGUGCGGAAACCCAACCCUGAUGCGACCCGCCCUGCUGAGCGUGUUGAGCCGCAAGAGACCAUAG
Akanthomyces muscarius is the source of this 1623-nucleotide messenger RNA. RefSeq lists its product as uncharacterized. Gene Ontology annotation, molecular function: protein binding. The coding region runs from base 1 to 1623 and encodes 540 amino acids. Lineage: Eukaryota; Fungi; Ascomycota; Sordariomycetes; Hypocreales; Cordycipitaceae. The record is from RefSeq and is a predicted model, not a curated record. The transcript has a single exon. Gene Ontology annotation, cellular component: cytoplasm.